AUGCCCGCCAUCGUGUCCGACGGCCCCUAUCAUCCACCAGCCAGUGCCAGUCCGUCGAAUUCGUUUGAUAUCGCUUCACGGAAAUCCAUCGAAAAGACCUCCGUUGGCAACACUUUUCUCUACACACCAGGGACCAAUGGCGAUGUGGGCCGCCUGGAACCCCAUAGCUUUCAUCACCAGCAACAACCGGAUCACAGGCAGUUUCUCACGAGCUUGAAGAAUGGCAGUGUUCCGUCGUUGAACGGAGGGCGAUCUUCCAUCGGUUCGUACAGUCGUGAUCGACCUUAUUCCAGGACAGACAGCACGCCGUCGCUGAACAGCGUGUCCCUGCGGGAGGGCCGGGACUAUCAGCAGUACUUGUACCAACAACCGUCAUAUAAUCGUCGAGGAUCAGCGAUGGUCGAUGGGAAUGGACAAUCGGGGUCUGAGCUGGAGCUGCCGCCUCAUGUCAAUGGUAACUCAUCAAUCCGGUCACGAUCACCGACUUCGAAGCCCGUCGUUCCCAAUGGCGACACCCACCGGUUGUCGUCCAGCGACGAUCGGGCCUCUUACACGGAACCCAACCAGUCUAUAAGAAGCUAUACACCUACUCCUCUGUCGACCUCGCUUCCUGAUGACGCCAACCAUCUUCCUCCUGAACCCGACCGGCUUGCUCCUCCAAGUAAGCGCUCUCAACAUAGAUAUUCCUCUCCACCCACCCCACUGAACUACGACUCGUCUUCUUCGCCUUCGUCUCCUGGUCCGUAUUCCAACAGACAUACACUUCAAGUGCCACGAUCGACGUCCCGAAGGAGCCGUGACCUUUCGCUCGACGAGACCCGAACAUCCAAUGUCGGUCGCCCGGAACAUCACCGUCGGGCAUCGCUGAAUUUAGUCCGUCGGGCAACCCGAACAAGUGUACAUGAUAUUCCGACAGAUGAUGCGUUGACGGAUGACGAUGCCGCUCGCUGGGCAGAAGCGAUCAAGCAGAAACGAGCCAGAAAGAAGCGUCGCGAGGAGGAAGAUGACGAUCGUGUUAUUGUGGGUACGAAAGUCGACCAGAACCAUCAGAACUGGGUGACGGCAUACAAUAUGUUGACUGGUAUUCGAUUUGUGGUUUCGAGAAUCAAUGCUAAGAUGGACCGUGAACUCACACCGGCUGACUUUAAUGCGAAGCACAAGUUUUCGUUUGAUAUUACCGGCAAUGAAUUGACACCAUCCGCCAAAUAUGAUUUCAAGUUCAAGGAUUACGCUCCCUGGGUCUUUCGAAGCUUGCGAGCCAAGUUCAAGUUGGAUCCAGCGGACUACCUCAUGUCCUUGACUAGUAAAUAUAUACUGUCAGAGCUGGGCUCGCCUGGAAAGAGUGGCAGCUUUUUUUAUUUCUCCCGCGACUAUAAAUACAUUAUCAAGACGAUCCAUCAUUCCGAACACAAAUUACUUCGCAAGAUACUACCGGAUUACUACAAACAUAUCGAGAGCAACCCCAACACCUUAAUAUCGCAAUUCUACGGUCUGCACCGCGUUAAGAUGGCAUACGGUCGCAAGAUACACUUUGUCGUGAUGAAUAAUCUGUUUCCGCCGCAUCGAGAUAUCCACCAGACGUUCGACCUGAAAGGCUCGACCGUUGGGCGUGACUUGCGAGAGGAGAAUCUCGAGAAGAAUCCUCGCGCUACGAUGAAAGAUCUCAACUGGUUGCGACGCGGUCGUCAUCUGGAAGCGGGGCCGAUGAAGAAAGAAGUGUUUAUGGCUCAGCUGCGACGCGAUGUUCGAUUACUUCAGAGACUGAAGAUCAUGGACUAUUCGUUGUUGGUUGGUAUACAUGACCUUGGCCGUGGCAAUGAGGAAAAACUCCGCGACAAGACGCUUCAAGUCUUUCAACCAGGAGGUGACCGGGAUGACGACCCAAGUACCUUGUUGACGCGGACGCCGUCGAAGUUAGAGAAUGCUCGUAAAGCUCGGGAACUGCGACUUACGCUGAAACGAGAACGGCCAGUUCCUAUACAGCAGACGGCAGCAAAGAUGCCGGACGAGAUUCUUGACGAAAGGAAGAAUCUGGUAUUUUACUCUGAUGAUGGCGGUUUCCGGGCGACGCAUGAAAAUGGCCAGCCGGGAGAGGAGAUUUAUUAUCUUGGUAUCAUUGAUUGUUUGACACCGUAUGGAAUUGUCAAAAAGGCAGAACAUUUCUGGAAAGGUCUAUCGAACAAUCGAACACAGAUAUCUCCAAUUCCUCCUGAGCAGUACGGAGAGCGUUUCAUCAACUUCACGGAAGGCAUCACAAUGUCUAGAGAAGAGGCAGAGCGACUCGAACAAGCUCGAGCCAACGGACAGACGACCGAAGAAAAAGUCAAGAACACCGAAGGCAUACGUCCCGAGUCUGUGGAAAGGACAAUGGAAGCAGCCGAGGAAAUGACUCGAAACACAGGUCCCGAACCACAUCCGCGGACGUUGUCUACGAUGUGGGAUCCACAAGAUGUGAAUAGCAGUAGCGGACCAAACACAUUACCGAUUGUCGACGAAGCCGGCGAAGCUGCGAGCCAAAGGAGCGGACACAGUCCUCGGGCCAGGGCUCGAUCAGAGUUCUCAGACCGAAUCAUUGAAAAGGUUCGAGACGGGUCUCCAAACCCGUCCCCGGUGACCUCUCGCCUAAACUAUUAG
Messenger RNA from Talaromyces marneffei, 2634 nucleotides. RefSeq lists its product as uncharacterized. The record is from RefSeq and is a predicted model, not a curated record. NCBI's taxonomy places the organism in Eukaryota, Fungi, Ascomycota, Eurotiomycetes, Eurotiales, Trichocomaceae. Gene Ontology annotation, biological process: phosphatidylinositol metabolic process. Gene Ontology annotation, molecular function: phosphatidylinositol kinase activity. The transcript is spliced from 3 exons. Bases 1 to 2634 code for a protein of 877 amino acids.